Oreochromis aureus is the source of this 2153-nucleotide messenger RNA. RefSeq lists its product as uncharacterized. Gene Ontology annotation, molecular function: protein binding. The transcript is spliced from 5 exons. NCBI's taxonomy places the organism in Eukaryota, Metazoa, Chordata, Actinopteri, Cichliformes, Cichlidae. The coding region runs from base 374 to 1480 and encodes 368 amino acids. The record is from RefSeq and is a predicted model, not a curated record.
UGCUGAUCAAUUCAAAUCCAGUUUCCUCUCAUUUCCCCCCUGCUUGUGCUUCUUUAGCAUACCUUCUCAGAUCUUUUUGUGCGUCUCUGCAAGCAAACACGUUUCCACCAAAUGUCCUGCUUUUACUGCGGGCUAAUAGACGAGGAAUGGAAGAAGUGAGUGAGGGAAGUUUAUGAAGGAGGUCUGGUAGCGUUUGAAGCAGAGGAAUGUGUCAGACGGGGCAUACGCCGCCGGUAGCCUGAAAACAUACACACAUGCAGACAUCCUGACACACACUCAUUCAAAGAUCCCAAGGGUUUGAUCACUGGGGAUUUAGGACAACCUGUCUCCUUUUGUAUCUCCUAAACAAACAGCAUAACAUAUCCCCCCAGCCAUGUCCAUGGCUCUUUUGUGCUCUGGCCUCCUGUUUCUGCUGAGUGGUUUUCAGUCUGCUUCAGCCACAUUUGUAGCUGAUAUGGACUAUGGAGGCAUUCCUCUGUGGAUUAACCGCCUGCUAGGCGAGCCCAGUGUGUUGAGUCUGCAGGGGCGAAUGGAUCCAGCCUGGUUCCGCGCUAAUAAUCCGCAGCCCUGCCCUGAAGAGUGUGACUGCCCCAUCCAGUGGCCCACAGCACUCUACUGUGACCAGAGAGCCUUGGCACACAUCCCUGACAGCCUGCCGGACAGAACUCAAUACCUGUUUCUACAGGGCAACAACAUCUCAACCCUGUCCUCCUCUGUGCUGGCCAACGUUACCGGGCUUCGAUGGCUCAUUCUGGACAACAACCAACUGGAGAGCGACAAGCUGAAGCAGGACUCUUUGCAGAGCCAGACCCAGCUGUGGUACUUCUUUGCUAACCACAACCACCUGAGUUCAGUGCCCAGUGCUUUACCAGCUGGACUCAAACAGCUGCGACUGGCCUACAACCAAAUCAGCAGCAUCAGCCCAGAAGCUUUCCAGAACAUGCAUAGCCUGGCAUUGCUGCUGCUGCAGGGAAACAGACUGAAUACCAUCACAGAGGGAGACCUCAGAGGUCUGGUCAGUCUGAACCUGUUGGACCUCAGCGGGAAUUCAUUUUCAACCAUUCCCAGGCACUUACCUUCCUCCGUUGAGCAGCUCUAUCUGUCAAACAACUCUCUCACUGGACUGGAUGAGGACAGUUUUGAGGGAUUUCUCAACCUUAAGUAUCUACGCCUAAGUCACUGUGGCCUGCAGAACCGUGGGGUCCACUCGCAGGUCUUUAACCACUCCAGCUUGGUGGAGCUGGACCUUUCAUAUAAUAAACUCACUGCUAUUCCCACAGUCCCCACCACCCUCCAGUACCUCUACCUGGAGGCCAAUAAAAUACAAGAGUUCAAUGUGACCAGUUUCUGCAGAGAGGUGGGACCUCAGUCUUACUCCAAGAUGAAGUUUCUACGAUUGGAUGGAAACAAAAUAUCCUACCAUCAGCUGCCUCCCGACUGGGUGUUCUGCCUGCGAGUCCUUCAACGUAUUUACAUCUGACUCUACGUUUUGAACACAAAACCAACACAGAGGUGCUCUGUGUAACUGUCAGCCCAUCAAACCUCCAACUACGACUCAGCAUUUCAAUAUCCAGCUCAUAAUGUGAACUCUAACAGCCCAGCUUUAAAGCUUAAAACCAGAGAAGAGUCUGAUUAUGUGUUCAAAUAUGUAGAUACGCAGCCAGGUGGUGGUGGUUAGAGGAAAACUGAGCUUCAAAAGAUAGCAAAGCUUGAACUUAACCCUAAACCAGUGUUAUUUAUUGGUAAUGACAGAGGUUCUGAUCAAACCCUUUCUUAUACCGCCACUGCAGCCUCGUGGCUUUCUCUCUUUUCCAAGUUCUGCAUCAUCAGGUUUUAAACAUCUGUGUAUUAUUAGUGAAUAGGAACAGUGACAACCCAUCUCAUUUUUGAGUUUACUGAACGAUGUGCUCUGGUUAAACUGAGCUGCCCUUGGGCAAAGGAAGCAUGUAUGAAUGGCAAAAUUCAGUAGCUUUCCCAGGAGUGGAUCUGACUCAUUCAGCUGCACCCUGUUUAACAGCCACACCAGUCUACAUGUGGAGCUGGGUGGAAAAUGAACAUGACCUGAAGCAUGCUUUGAAGACUUUGUAAACCUCUUUAUUGUUAGAUUCUUUAAAUCUCAAAUCAACAACUGAUUUCCAUGAUAAAUAAAAUAA